This is a messenger RNA of Trichobilharzia regenti, 978 nucleotides long. The record is from the annotation of a GenBank genome assembly. Lineage: Eukaryota; Metazoa; Platyhelminthes; Trematoda; Strigeidida; Schistosomatidae.
AUGCUAAAACGUAAAGCCGUCAGACGUUGUUCAGCACAGUAUUAUGUGACUGCUGAGGAUCAUGUUGAGAAUGAAGUUAAACACGAGAAGCUCCUAACUGAGACGUCUCGAUUGUCUUCGUCGUGGGCUGGUUUGACUGUUUCAUGUACUGAAUCAGGUGACAGAGAAGGAUCCUCUUCUUCUACUUCUGUGAAUAGUAGUCCUAGCCAUCGCCCGAGUUCUUUCAGUGGACCAUUGGUAAUAUCGGUAACUUGUUCCUAUCCUGCCGGCAGUGGUCCUCCUGUGACUCCAGGUGGUAACAAAGGGAUACCUUUGAGUCCACCUCAUAUUUCUCGACCCUCUUCAUGUUAUCCAUCUCCUGUUGCAUCUCCCGUUUCAUCACGCGUUCAGUGUUAUUCACCAUCUCUCUCAACUUCUACCGUCUCCCCUAACCCACGACGAUUUAGUAGCACUGGUGGUGCAAGUCCUUUACUUGUUUCAGCUGCACUUGGGCGCAAACGAGGUUACUUAUCUAGUAUGUCGGGUGGCGGUGGUGGUGGAUCUAGUGACGAUGCCAGUCGUGAAGGGUCUCCAGAAUCUUUCUGUGGUUAUAAAAGCAGUAAGUCUUCAUGUCAAAAUGACGUCCGAGUGUACAGUAAUGGAAGCAGCGCUUGUUCUGACUUUCCUUACUUUCGUUGGCCGCCGAGCCUACCCACGGUCUCGAGCCCUUCUAGUCCAUCAUGUCAACUUUUCUCUUUAACUACCAGUUCAAAUAAUUCUAGUAGCCCUUCAUCAAUUCCACCUUCUCCUCAUGUUUCACGUUCCUCUCCUGUAUCUUCUGUAUCCCAAUCUUUAAUUCCUUCCGGUGUUGUUGAGUGUACAAAUUCGCCAGGUGAUCAUCAGAUUCAGCCUAAUACAUUCAUUGCAAAGGUAAUUACUGAUUCUAUGGUGGACUUGGAUGUUAAGAAAUGCCCUAAUUCAAAUUCAUCUUGCGGAUAA